Messenger RNA from Ophidiomyces ophidiicola, 936 nucleotides. RefSeq lists its product as uncharacterized. Lineage: Eukaryota; Fungi; Ascomycota; Eurotiomycetes; Onygenales; Onygenaceae. The transcript is spliced from 2 exons. Bases 1 to 936 code for a protein of 311 amino acids. The record is from RefSeq and is a predicted model, not a curated record.
AUGCCGCAAGUGGAGUUUGACAGUUUUUUGUCGGACGAAUCUAGUUUCUAUGGCGACGAAGAGGAAAUAGCGGACCUAGAGGACCGUGCUACGACGUUUGACCCUCUGCAUUACUGGCGAACCUUGCAUGCGACAUAUCCAGCUGUUGUUGCGGCCUCUCUACAGUUAGCUGAUGGAAAUGGGAAAGAUUCACACCUUACUCAUCGGCCCGAAAUUCUCGGAACUAAGUUGGAACUUAGGCAUGCUCACGAUGGCCGUGAAGAAUGUCGGCAGCCCACAGAAUCUGUUACGGCCUUCCUGCAGCGACUUCCACCAAGCACCGCUAAAAUAGGACCAUGGCUAUUUAUCGGGAACCGAGCAUUUCAUGCGCCUGUUCCACAGCGAAUACACGCUUUUCAAGAAAGAGGCCUGGAACUCCUAGGGGAAUUCGAAGAACAACUCCUUGAAAUCCAACCAAAAGACGCAAGCAAAUCGAGUGCCGGGAAAGCCGCUCUUACGAGGAAAAUCAACAUUAAACGGCGCAAAGUCGAAGACAGCAUAUUACAGGCAGCACGUGAUAACAAUAUCACCACAGGGAAAUGGAUGCUUUUCCGUUCCGUGGAUAAGGUUGAUGAUGCUUGGAAAGCUGUAGCCAGCGCUACAGCACAAGGACUACUAGGAAUUGAAGCCAAAGUAUCUACUGAUCCGGAAGGAUCUUCGCCUCAGUCGAGACUAAUAUGCAUUUACACGAAAGAUUUUCGUGAAAAGGAAGAUAUAAGGCGCGUUUUAUUAAAAUUAGUUGACCUGGGUUUGGUGAGUACAGGAAGAGGUCCUGCUACGAAACCAAUUUAUUAUAAAUGUGAUGCGUACACGCACCUGGAUAUCAUGGGUGGCAAUAAAUGGGGUAUAAAACCUGGCAUGUAUUCGAGCACGGAUGCUCUAGCGGAGAAAUGGUGA